Papilio xuthus (Asian swallowtail) is the source of this 8574-nucleotide messenger RNA. It is a transcript of the gene Dscam1, whose product is annotated as Down syndrome cell adhesion molecule 1. Lineage: Eukaryota; Metazoa; Arthropoda; Insecta; Lepidoptera; Papilionidae. Gene Ontology annotation, cellular component: axon; plasma membrane. Gene Ontology annotation, biological process: homophilic cell-cell adhesion; dendrite self-avoidance; central nervous system development. Gene Ontology annotation, molecular function: cell-cell adhesion mediator activity. The record is from RefSeq and is a predicted model, not a curated record.
CGAGACGGUCGCUGCCUCUCGUCUUAUCGCGUGUGUUGUGUCCUAAAGUGUUGUGGCCGCUGCGCUGAAGCGCCUUCUUCAUCUCGCAGAUUCGGGCAGCGCCCGGCCGCAUCGCGGCCUGUGAAGUUUUUUGUUUUUUAUUCACGUCAUUUUUGAUUUUAUUUCCCUGAAAGUGACAAAAGUGAUUUGUGAAGUGCUGAGUGACUGUGUCAACAUGAUGUUACCCGUACUCACCGCCCUCGUGGCCCUGCUCUCUAUAGGAGCAGUGCACUGCGAGGAUGAAACGAUCGGCCCGAUAUUCAUGAAGGAACCCCCAAACCGAGUAGAUUUUAGCAACACGACCGGCGCCGUAGUUGAAUGUGCUGCACGCGGAUCCCCCACCCCUGACGUCAUCUGGGUUAGAGCUGAUGGUACCGCUGUUGGAGAUGUGCCCGGAUUGCGACAGGUUUUGCCGAACGGAAACCUCGUAUUCCCACCUUUCCGUGCGGAGGACUAUCGUCAAGAGGUACAUGCUCAGGUGUAUGCUUGUCUAGCCAGGAACCCCGUCGGCACCAUUCAUUCCCGUGACGUUAAUGUGCGAGCUGUGGUUUCUCAAGCGUACGCUGUUAAUCUAAUGGAGGAAUAUGUGUUGAGAGGGAAUGCUGCCAUCUUGAAAUGCCACAUCCCCAGUUUCGUGUCUGAAUAUGUUAAUGUCAUCUCCUGGAUUAUCAGCGAAGGCGAUGAGGAGUUAGAAAUUAAACUCGAAUCUGAUGAAAAUUUUGAUGAGGGGAAAUACCUAGUACUUCCAUCUGGUGAAUUACAUAUCCGUGAUGUUGGCCCCGAGGAUGGUUACAAAUCUUACCAAUGCCGCACUAAGCAUAGACUUACCGGAGAAACCCGAUUAUCCGCUACUAAGGGACGCUUAGUCAUCACAGAGCCAGUGGGCCGCGUGCCCCCCAAGUUCCCCAGUAGCUCGCAGAUCACCAGCGGCUUCCUGUUUAGAGAGUCCUCUAGCGUCGCCGUGCAGUGUCCCGCACAGGCAUACCCCGCUCCCAUGUACCGAUGGUACAAAUUCAUCGACGGCACGACAAGGAAGCAGCCCGUUGUACUGAACGACAGAGUGAAGCAGGUCUCUGGAACUCUUAUUAUUAAAGAGGCUAAAGUCGAGGAUUCUGGGAAAUAUUUGUGUGUUGUCAAUAACUCUGUCGGAGGUGAAUCUGUUGAAACUGUUCUGACUGUAACCGCACCUCUCAAAGCAACUGUGGAACCCGCUACUCAAACAGUCGAUUUCGGCAGACCCGCUGUCUUUACUUGCCGCUACGAGGGCAACCCUAUUAAGACUGUGACAUGGCUCAAAGACGGCAAAGAUAUGAAUCAUCAUGACGCUAUCCUAAGGAUUGAAUCUGUCAAGAAAGAGGACAAGGGCAUGUAUCAGUGCUUCAUCAGGAACGACCAGGAAAGUGCCGGUGCCAGCGCUGAACUCAAACUUGGAGGACGAUUCGAACCACCCCAAAUCCGCCACAACUUCGGCGAACAAACUCUGCGCUCCGGGCCACCUCUGCGAUUGAGGUGCGUCGCUUCCGGCAACCCAACACCCGACAUCGCGUGGCUGCUCGACGGCGACAAGCUGAGCAGCGGCGACCGCCUGCAGAUCGGACAAUUCGUCACCGCUGAUGGCAACGUUGAGUCAAACCUCAACAUCUCCUCCGUGCACACCAAUGACGGCGGCUUGUACUCCUGUAUCGCAUCCAGCAAGGUGGGUAGCGCAUCUCACGCGGCUCGCGUCAACGUGUACGGCCUGCCCUACGUGCGACCCAUGAAGAAGCGGCCCGUCGUCGCCGGAGACACGCUCAUCGCGCACUGCCCCGUCGCCGGAUACCCCAUCGAGUCCAUCGUCUGGGAACGUGACAACCGUGUACUGCCCAUCAACCGCAAACAAAAGGUGUACCCCAACGGCACACUUGUGAUCGAGAAUGUGGAGCGCAUGAGUGACCAGGCCACCUACACUUGCGUCGCCAAGAACUCGCAGAGCUACACCGCCAAGGGAACUUUGGAAUUGCAAGUCAUGGUUCCUCCGCACAUCGUUCCUUUUGAUGCUGAAGAGCCGGUUUUUGCUGGAGAAUCUGUGCAGUUGAACUGUCACAUCAACAAGGGUGAUGCACCUAUUGCUAUAACAUGGAGUUUUCACGGAAAAGAUUUAUCGUCGCACCAAGGAAUAACGACAAUGAAGAUCGGGCAACGGACGUCGUUACUGACAAUAGCUAGCGCCACCGCGAGCCACAGCGGAGAAUAUGCUUGUCACGCGAGCAAUCAUGCUGGCCUCGCGGUCCAUUCCACCUUGGUCAAUGUACACGUCGCACCACAAAUUACACCGUUCGAUUUCUCUGAAGACAUCUUGAACGCCGGUGACACGGUGUCGCUCAUAUGUACGGUGGGCAAGGGAGACCUGCCGCUUAGCAUCCACUGGCUACUCAAUAACGAAACCUUAAACUCUGGAAACAGCAUCCUUAUAAAUAGGAAUGGUAAAAGGAUUUCAGUGUUGAGCAUAGAGAAUGUGCAGCACGAACACAUUGGUAACUACACGUGCAUUGCCGAGAAUGAGGCUGGUCGCAGCACUCACAGCGCUCUACUCAAUGUCAACGUUGGACCGCAAAUAAUGCCUUUCGAUUUCGGAACGGAGCCCAUAAACGACCAGGAAAUGGCAGCUGUAACGUGCACGGCUAGCAAAGGGGAUUCCCCAUUCACUUUACAAUGGUAUUUUAACGGGCAAAUUAUAAAGUCUGGCAUUAACGGUGUCGUACUCUUUAACACUAAAAGAACGAGUCAACUCAGCAUCGAGUCUGUCAGUCAUCACCACCAGGGAAAUUAUACGUGUCUCGUGAAAAAUCAGGCGGGCUCGGUCAACCACACGGCCGAGUUAUAUGUGAACGUUCCCCCACGUUGGAUUCUUGAGCCCACUGACAAAGCUUUUGCUCAAGGCUCUGACGCUAAAGUCGAAUGUAAAGCCGAUGGCUUCCCCAAGCCUCAAGUGACAUGGAAGAGGGCAGAAGGGGAUACGCCUGGCGAUUACAAAGACCUUAAACCAAACAAUCCCAAUGUAAAAGUUGAGGACGGAACAUUGACCAUUAACAAUAUUCAAAAGACCAACGAAGGUUACUAUCUCUGUGAAGCCGUCAAUGGUAUUGGAUCCGGUCUUUCUGCCGUUAUUCUAAUUAGUGUACAAGCACCUCCUCAAUUCGAAAUUAAAAUGAGAAACCAAACUGCACGCCGAAGCGAACCAGCUGUUCUGCAAUGCCAAGCUAAAGGUGAAAAGCCCAUUGGAAUCAUCUGGAACAUGAACAACAAACGCCUAGAACCGAAAUCCGACCCUCGCUAUACGAUUCGCGAAGAGAUUCUGCCCGGAGGAGUAGUCUCUGACCUGAGCAUCCGACGCACUGAAAGAUCCGAUAGCGCCCUCUUUACUUGUGUAGCCACCAAUGCCUUUGGAUCCGAUGACACCAGCAUCAAUAUGAUUAUCCAAGAGGUACCCGAAGCUCCUUAUGGCCUGAAAGUACUCGACAAAUCCGGCAGAACCGUCCAACUGUCUUGGGCCGCACCUUACGAUGGCAACUCUCCCAUCAAGAAGUUCCUCAUUGAAUACAAACGGGCUAAGGGCAACUGGGAAAAGGAUAUCGACCGAGUACUCGUCCCCGGCGACGCGACCGAAGCUGGUGUAUUUAGCCUCCGCCCCGCCACUGCUUACCACAUCAGAAUCGUAGCUGAGAACGAACUGGGAACAUCCGAGCCUUCCGAGACUGUCACUAUUAUAACCGCCGAAGAAGCACCCACUGGCAUGCCUCAAGAUGUUAAAGUUGAUGCUGUUGACAAACAUACACUCCGAGUUACAUGGAAACCUCCCCCACCUCAGGACUGGAAUGGUGAACUCCAAGGAUAUUACGUAGGCUACAAACUGGCUUCCAGCAACAAAUCAUUCGUAUUCGAGACCGUCGACAUCUCUAAGGAAUCCGGCAAGGAGCAUCAUCUCGACAUUUUGAAUCUGAAGACCUACACUCAAUACGCGAUCGUGGUACAAGUAUUCAACAAGAUGGGAUCUGGACCCGUGUCUGGUGAGGUCCGCGCCUACACUGCUGAAGGUGCCCCCUCCGCGCCUCCUCAAGACGUCCUGUGCACCACGCUCACCGCUCAGACCAUCCGCGUCUCCUGGGUGUCCCCGCCUCUUGCCGCCGCUAACGGACUCAUCAAAGGCUACAAAGUUAUCUACGGACCUAGCGACACUUGGUAUGAUGAGAAAUCGAAGGACACAAAGAUCACAGCGAGCAGCGAAACCAUUCUGCACGGACUGAAGAAGUUCACCAACUACUCGAUGGAAGUGCUGGCGACCACCAACGGCGGCGACGGCGUGCGCUCCGCACCCAUACACUGCCAGACUGAACAGGACGUUCCCGAAGCACCGCGCGCUGUGAAAGCUCUGGUUAUGGGAGCCGAUUCAAUCCUGGUAUCGUGGAGGCCGCCCGCGCAACCCAACGGCCUCGUCACCCACUACAACGUCUACACACAAGCACAGAACACUGAACCUCAUCCUAAUAAAGUCCCUGCGUCUCAAACGAGCUACUCCGCGACAGAACUGAAGCCCGGCCGCUACGACUUCUGGGUGACUGCUUCCACCAUCAUCGGAGAAGGUCAACCCUCAGCCACCGCAUCUUGCAGCCCCAACGACAAAGUUCCCGCUAAAAUCGCAUCAUUCGACGAAUCAUUCACUGCUACGUACAAGGAGGACGUCAAACUGCCCUGUCUCGCCGUCGGUGUUCCCUCGCCUAAUAUCAUCUGGAAGGUAAAAGGUCAGCCCCUGGAGAGUUCGGAGCGCGUCCGUCAGCUGCCGGAGGGCUCGCUGCAGAUCGCGGGCGUGGCGCGCGAGGACGCCGGCGAGUACUCCUGCCAUGUCGACAACCAGUUCGGCACCGACACCGUCACACACACGCUCUCCGUACUCGCGCCACCUUUCCCCCCUCAGCUGAGCAUCGCGUCGUCGUCCGUGUCUUCUCUGACGCUGCGCCUCAAACCCUCGCUAGAGGCCGAGCAGUCUCCCGCCGCCGGAUACACCAUACACUACAAACAGGAAUUCGGCGACUGGGAAACUGUACAGAUUCCUAGCAACACUGAUACGUAUACUUUGGAAAACUUGUUCUGCGGAUCCAGAUAUCAGCUUUACGUCACUGCUUACAAUGGUAUCGGUACUGGCGAGGCAUCGGACGUAGUGAUCGCCCGCACACGGGGCUCUAAGCCGCCAGUGCCGCGCGCCGCUGACUUCAUCGAGGUGGGCAGCUCCUCCGUCACUCUGCAUCUCAAGCAAUGGCUGGACGGCGGCUGCCCCAUGAGCCACUUCGUCGUCGAGAACAAGAAGAAGGGAGCCGCUGAAUGGAACCAAAUCUCCAACGCCGUGAAACCCGGAGGCAAUUUCGUUGUACUCGACCUGGAACCCGCUACCUGGUAUGUACUGAGGAUCACAGCACACAACAACGCCGGAUUCAACGUCGCUGAGUACGAAUUCGCUACUCUCACCAUGACUGGAGGUACAAUCGCCCCCGCGCGCGACGUCAACGACGGCAACCUCACCACGGAACAGACCAUCAAGAUCAUCCUGUCGCAUCUGAAUCUUAUCGUGCCCGUGGUGGCGGCCAUCCUCGUCAUUAUCAUAGCCAUCGUUGUCGUGUGCGUGGUGCGCGGCGCCAGGGACCACCAUCACAAAGGUAUCACAUUGGGCACCAUCGCCCCCCUCCCCGGCAACGCCGGCGACAAGGACCUGCCCCCCUGGGUCAGAGCCUGGCUCGAACCUGAAGUCCUCGUGCCCAUACUUGCCACCAUCGUGGUCUUCAUCGUCGGCGUUGUGGUGAUCUGCCUCACCCUCGCCCGGAGGAACACUCCUCACCGCCUGCGAGGUCAGAAGGACGCAUACUAUGACGCAGUGUACAACGCAUCGCAAGCAGCGCUGGGCGGCGGCGCGGGCACACUGGACAAGCGCGGCGGACUGCGCGACGAGCUGGGCUACAUCGCGCCCCCCAACAGGAAGCUGCCCCCCGUGCCGGGAUCCAACUACAACACAUGCGACCGGGUCAAACGUCAGGCUGUCAUCAUGGGCGCGCACUCCACGUGGGACCCGCGCAGGCACCACUACGAGCGCGUGCGCAGACCGCGCCUCCGCCGCACCGGAUCUGGCGACACCAUCUCUACAGGUAUGGAAGACGAGAUCUGCCCCUACGCAACGUUCCACCUGCUAGGCUUUCGCGAGGAGAUGGACCCGAGCAAGGCGCUGGCGUUCCCGCACCACCACCCCGGCCACCCCGCGCACCCCGCACACGCCGCACACACCCCGCACGCCGGCACCCUGGCGCACCCCCACCCGCACCACCCCGCACACUCGCGCGCUGGAUCUCAGAGCAUGCCCCGUGCCAACAGCCGCUACGCUCGCAAGAACUCUCAGGGCGGACAGAGCGCUAUCUACUCCACGGCUCCUGAGUACGACGACCCCGCUACCUGCGCUGAAGAGGACCAAUACCGCGCCCGCUACUCUCGCCCGAUGUACGCCUGCGGCCCUGAAUAUGACGAGCCUGCUUGCUGCCAGCCUGAAGACGAACAGUACACCGGCGCUUACGGCACACCCUACUCCGACCACUACGGCUCCCGACCCAGCAUUGGAACUCGCAAAUGCGGCAGCUCCCCCGAGCCUCCCCCACCCCCACCCCGCAACGCCAACACCGACAACAACUGCUCCUCCUCCUUCAACGAGAGCAAGGACUCCAACGAGAUCUCCGAGGCCGAGUGCGACCAGCCCCGCAACUACCCUGUCAGGGCCCACACUGCCAAGGACGGCUUGCACAGCGAGGAAAUGAGAAAACUCAUUGACAGACCAGAAGCAAACACCCCAAUCCCCCAGCAAGCAGUCCACGGGCGGGGGGGACUCACAGCCUACGAUACUGUGGCAGUGUAACCUGUAAACCUGCGCUAAAAUUUACUGCCUACUCAACGCGACACAUAUUGCAAUUAAUUUAACCAAAUCAUUAACACCAUCUCUCUACUACGCAUUUCUACAGCUUCCAAAUUUGUUAAAGCGAUUUUUUUUAUCAGCCCAUGAUCUGUACGCUUAACUAUCUAAUUUGCAAUCGUUGUUAGCGAGAUGGUGAUUUUGACACUUAAUUUUUUUUAGUCUCCCGAAUACGUGUGUCGCACAGUUUCUUUUCAUUCGUUUUAAAUUUAUCCCAACUUAGUUGCUGGAUUAUUUCUACACUUCGUUGUGGCACUUUUGUGCCAUAUUCAAGUUGAUUCUCAUUGCGACAUCGACUAUAUUGGAGAUUUGGCAAAGUUGGGCGGCAUAUCCUGUAGCCAACUUAAUUGGAGUGUUUCGUCACUUUGCGCGUAGUGUUACCAUACAAAAACGGAAUUAUGGUUGUGGUAGUUAUUUCAAAUUGAUAUAUUCCCUUUAGAAAAAAGUGACGUCUUCCCAAAAAAAUUUGCGCGCCUCCCAACUUUGCUACAUUCAGUUGUCUACAAAUUAAGUCAUUUUUUUUAUUUCGACUAACUUUUGUCUUAUUUGUUCAGCUUAAUUUAAAACUUUAACGAAGCUGGAGUUUGGGGUGGUUUUAAGUUUCGAUUUAAAUUAAGCUCAACACGUAAUUAAUGUGAUAUUUUGUAUUUUUUACCCAUUUUAUUUUUUAAUUGAAGUGGACUAACACAAACAAUAUUUAUAAUUAUGUACUCGUAGUUUGUAAUGAUACCCGGCGACCUCGAGUCGUCUUGAUGCUUCCUUUUUGCUGUUAUAUUUUUCGUAAUGCUUUUACCAUUUACGUUAUCGCCAUGUCCUACAUGAUUUUUAAACGUUUUUUUUUAUGUUUUUACGUCAAUAUUACGUACACUACUUUAUUAAGAAUUAGAGUUAAGUAAUUUACUAAUCAUAAUUAAUCAAUUCUUUAAAUAAAGUACUAUGUAAUCUGUAGUUAACGACUUAAGUGACAUGUUACUCAUUAUAACAAUAAAUUACUAAAGGAUAAAUACGAUAGGCAACAGGCAACUUAUACUCAAAAUGCAAUUGGUACCCAAAACUAACUGAUAUGAAAUUAUUCAAACAUUUUACUCAACAUUAUUAUAAAUUAAGGUGCAUUUUUUCUAUAAUUAUAAUCUUCUCUUUCUAUAUUAUAUGCAAAUAAAUUAGGUAUAAGACACGGGCGUGUCAUUUUCUAGUUUUACCUUAUGUGUUGUGCUUUGUGUAAGCUUGGCAACGUAGUAUAGAUAGGUUCCCCAUACUUACUACUCAACUUCUAUCCAAACUUCCAUUUAGAUAUUUCGGAUAAAUUGAAAAGGAUAGUUAAAAAUUAAUAAUUCUAUUCAAAAUUAUAAUAUUAGCUGUUCGAUCGUUAAAUUAAGGUAAAAUGAUAUCAGCGUAAACUUUUUGAUGGGAUUGAUUUCAAUAAUUAUUGCAUUUCACCAGCAGCUGUUCUAAGUUCAUCAAUUUAACAAAAUGUUUGCGAUUAGACAUUGCUUGCGCAACUAACUGUUUGUACCAAAGUGUUUGAUUUGUGUUAAAUAAAGUAUUCUUACGUCGAC